GCUCACUGUUCUGCACGAUGACGACGGAGGCACAGGAAGAACUCGCAACCGUGUUACAUUCUGGCUUUUUUCUCCUCGAUACGUCCAGCACCGCCGAGCGCGACCUAAAAAAUAUACUCGUGCACAGACUAACGCAAUACCACCAAGUACUCAGAUCGAUCCCUCCCUCCAUUGACACAGCGGAGGACGCUCAACUUGAAACUGCUCAAUGUGCCCUGCACGUUGUCGAGCGCGUUCAGACCCUCCUCGACCAGCCAGAUUUCCAACAUGAAGGUGAUCUGAAAAGCGCGCCAGCAAUAGGGACACGCGACCUCAACACUCUCCGCACCCUUCUCUCUCUCAUUUUUCGGUGGGGAACCGGACCACUUUAUACGCGUCUCACCCCUUCGUUCUCGUCUAAACCAAUUCCGGGCACCCCAAAAAUUAUUGACCUCACGAACACCCCCGCCGACCAUGCUACACUCUCUGACCUGCUUUUGCGCCUCAUGGGUCUCUUGUUCCCCAAUGGCCCAAAGAGCACGCCGCCCCAAACACUUAUUAGCAGUACACUACUGUCAAGACAUGCAGUUGAUUUGUUACGCCCGAGUAUGGCCCUCGGAUGGCUACCUAGUUCACCCGUCGAGCCUCUACGCCCGCUCGUGCUCCGUCUCCUCGCCUUCAUCCCCCUCCCGCAACUCAUGUCGUCCCUUGCUACGGUCCUCUCCACCCCUAAUUCCCCAACACCUCCCCACGUCCGUAAACUUUGUUCAUCCCUCCUCACUCAACACCUCCUCCGCCUAGACGGUGUGCGUGCUCUCUGUGCUGCUGUAUUCGGCGAACUCGAUGCCGAAGAAGAACCGGAACUCGACAAAUUAGAGCACGUUGCACGCGUGUUGGGAACAGUGCCUCGGGGGAUGCAACCCAAGGAUUACUUCCAGACCAUAAUACCCCGCAUCCUUGCUCUCAUGUCUCCGCCUUCCCCUUCUUCUGCCUCAACGCCGAUAAUACCUGCGUUCAAACGUGCAGUCGCAUUCGCUCUCGCGCGCAUGCUGGACUUAAGUGCUACACACCAUGCGCUCGUUGCGAGUAUAGCAUUACCCAUUUUACACGACCCACUCACCAAAGUCCCCAAUGAAGCCUCACACGACCAAGGGGGGUCAGAUCAAAGCCACGGUCUGCCCACUCCAUCAUCAUCCCUCCAGACCCUUCAUACACUCCUGUUAUCAACUGAUCCAUCGCCUUCUCUCUUCUCCUCCCUCCUUUCACCCAUCCUCCCUUCUCUGUAUUCCAUUCACGCACACCUCAGUAAAGUGGGUGUAGCGGAUCCGAUACUGAAAGAGGAUGUUUGGACAUUGAUGAGGACAUGGGGACGAGUUGUAGAAGAUGGCGAGGGAGUUCGAGCAUUGUGGUCAUUAGUGGAUGAGAAUGCAAACUCUUCAGCAGGGUGGGAAGGGGGAAAUACAGAAGAUCUAAAACGAGUAAGGAGGGUCAACAGAGAAGAGAAACUCUCUCUUCUUACACCGGAAGACCUCCGACACGCCUCCGUCACUGAGGAGAGUGAUAUAGAGUCAUUGGACUUGGGACUCUACCCACCUCCUGCGCACUUUGUUUCCUACAUGAAGAGCAUCGAUCGUGCAGAUAUUGCGGGGGGCGUGUUCGUGAGAUUGCUAGAGGCAUAUCGGGUUGCGAAGGAGCCUGGUCGUGAAAAGUCACAAGACGGCGAGUUCAAAAGAGAAACACAGAGUAUAUUGAUGAACCCGAAGGAACCUGAUCCACUCCGGGUGAUGCUUCUCCUCCAACUCAUCAUAGCCUUCCAAUCUCAGCUGGACAACACCGCUAUCCUGAGUCGCCCAAAGGAUGUGCUGGAAUUUGUGAGGCACGCAUUAGAGGUGUCUGAUGCGGCCUCCUCCGCACCCGUAUCUAGCACGUCAAAUCGUGGCACAAGUAACGAACACAGAAAGGGCCUCCUUAGAGAGGAUCUUAGAAUCAUCCCAGAGGAGCAGGACGAUCUGGAAAUUGGACCAGAUAGUGACGACGAGUACGAUGAAGAGAUUGAGGGGGAAGACAUGGUGGAGACUGCUGUUGGGUUGCUGUUGGCUAUACUUGAAGCCAACCCCUCACUCACCCCGAACAACACGCCCUCACUUACGCCAAUCCUCGACCUCCUCGAGGUGCACACGCCAACCCGGCCAAGCGCACGCGAGGCACGGUUAGUAUUGACAGCGAGGAUGGCCGAGGGGGCGUUAGCCGCAUCGGGAUCUGCUUCUAAAUUUACCAAAGAUAAGGGCAGAAACAACGGUAGAAACAAGGAUGAAGACGCAGAUCCGCGAGAGACGUACCAAAAAGCGCUCAAACUUCUUCAAGACCCACUCCUACCUGUACGGGCGCAUGGGCUGCUCUUAUUACGCGAGUUAGUAUCUUUCCCGGCUCGUGCGAGAGAGGCUGAGCGAGAGAGGCUUGAGAGGGAAGCAACAAUACGUGCACUGCACCCUGCUAUCCUCUCCAUAUUCUUGCAAGCGAUUCAGGAGGACGAUUCAUAUGUGUUUUUGAAUGCGGUGCAAGGCCUGGCUGCUUUGGUGCAUGCCCCUGGUCCCGGUCCUAAUUCUAGAUCUGGCACGGGGAACGAAGUCUUGAAAGUGCUAUUGGAUGCGUAUGCUAGGGGGGCGGAAGAUCUUGCUGAUGACGAGGCAAAAUCGGAUAAAAAAUUCAAGGAUGAUGAAAAGGGUAAGGCAAAGGGAAAAGGCAAACCAAUGAGUGAAGUUGACACACGCCUCCGCAUCGGCGAAGCCCUCGCAGUUGUUGUGAGGCGGUGUGGAGACGCCCUGGGGGUAUAUGCGGACACGCUCCUUCCACCCCUCCUUUCCCUCGUCUGCGAGUCCCGCGCCCCAGUUAUCUUACGCACAUCAGCGAUAUCCCUGCUCUCCGAGUGUAUCAACACCUGUGCCCGCGUGGUAGAACGAUACACAGAGGGAAUAGCAGAGGGAAUGCUUGAUCUAGUUUUGGUCGAGAUGACUGUAGCAACCCCCACUCCUCGUCCUGCGGCUAAGGUAGAGGGGAAGAAAACGGGAAAGGGCGCAGAAGUAAGCACAGGACAAGCAGAGUCUGAACCUGCUCCAAUACCCCAAUUCCAGCCCGAACGCCCUCCAGACCUGCUAGACAUAUCUCCCCUGAGCACAUCCUCCAAAGUCCCAGCGCUUCGACGCGCGGCGCUACACUUUUUCGCGCUUCUCGUGCGGAUGCUUACUCAGGAGGCGUAUGAACGCGAUAGCGGCUCCUGGAGCGAUGUUCAAAUCAGGAGCAUAUAUCCCGGGCAAACGGGCGCGUAUACGGCAUAUGAAGGGGGACCACUACCCCCGGGAUUUAUAAGACGCGCUCGGACGGUGUUGGGGUAUAUCGCAACUGUGGAUGAGGAUACGGUUGUGAGGGUAAUGGCGAGGGAGGUUGGAGAGGGGCUGGAGGGGCUGGAAAAGGCUUUGGUUGGGCUGUGAAUGCCUAGACGAAUGGCAACAAAAUCUCUGAGGCUUCAUGUAGAGUGAUGAUUAUUCAGUUGCGAAGGAAAUUCAAUCUCAUGAAAGAUGUUGUUCCGUGUGCACUUGAUCAGUGUAUCCAUUGAUGACGG
Messenger RNA from Suillus clintonianus, 3598 nucleotides. RefSeq lists its product as uncharacterized. The record is from RefSeq and is a predicted model, not a curated record. Gene Ontology annotation, biological process: protein secretion. The coding region runs from base 18 to 3467 and encodes 1149 amino acids. The transcript has 7 exons. NCBI's taxonomy places the organism in Eukaryota, Fungi, Basidiomycota, Agaricomycetes, Boletales, Suillaceae.